AUGGAAGUUAAGUUGGAUGAAGACGUAGAUGAUGGAUCAGAGGUGGAUAUGAGUAGUGAAAUAGAUGAGUUAUGGAAAAGGUUUAAGUCACUGGACUUUGUUGGGAAAAGGGCAUUAAAAAGUAGGGUUUUUGAACUUGCCUUCCCCACAAUGACAUCUAUGUGUCCACCACCUGAGAAAAUAAAACCUAAAGGGGGAGUCAAGAAGAAAGGCAAAAAACCAGUAGAGUAUGAUGUUGAUAGAGACCCUUCGUAUCACGAGUAUGUUAAUCAAGCAUCUCAACCAUCACAGACUUCGAAGAAAUCUCAACCAUCACAGGCUUCACAAAAGAAAUCUCAACCUGUAGGAGAGUUGGAUAACCACCGAGCUGCUUACAACUGA
Lathyrus sativus (Indian pea) is the source of this 381-nucleotide messenger RNA. NCBI's taxonomy places the organism in Eukaryota, Viridiplantae, Streptophyta, Magnoliopsida, Fabales, Fabaceae. The record is from the annotation of a GenBank genome assembly.